Messenger RNA from Drosophila willistoni, 1740 nucleotides. Its product is annotated as allantoinase. The record is from RefSeq and is a predicted model, not a curated record. Gene Ontology annotation, biological process: allantoin catabolic process; purine nucleobase catabolic process. Bases 1 to 1485 code for a protein of 494 amino acids. The transcript has 3 exons. Gene Ontology annotation, cellular component: cytoplasm. Gene Ontology annotation, molecular function: cobalt ion binding; zinc ion binding; allantoinase activity. Lineage: Eukaryota; Metazoa; Arthropoda; Insecta; Diptera; Drosophilidae.
AUGGAUUUGUUAUUCCUUAGUCGGCGUAUUUUUUUGGGCGAUGGCAGCCAAGACGACGCAACACUGCAGGGCGGCAUUAUAGUGGAUACAGAGGGAAUAAUACGUAAAAUACUUCGUACACCCCAAGAGGUUAAUACUCAUCUAUACAAUACCGAAUCGGAGGCAGUAUACGAUUUUGGUGAUCUUGUCUUAAUGCCCGGUCUCAUCGAUACCAACGUACACAUCAAUGAGCCGGGACGUAAGGAUUGGGAGGGUUUUGUGACGGCUACGAAAAGUGCAGCGGCUGGAGGAUUCACCACAAUAAUCGACCGACCAACCAAUGCAUGUCCAACGACAAUCAGUGUGUCAGCUUUAAAGGCCAAAACAUCGACUGCAAGAGGUAAAAUCUACAUUGAUGUCGGUUUCUGGGGUGGUCUGGUGCCUGGCAAUAGAGAUCAACUGCAACCAUUGUUGGCCGCUGGUGUAAUGGGCUUGCAGUGUUCCCUCUGUAAUGCAGCUCCGCCAGUGGGCAAGGAGGAAUUUGCUGCCAUCACAGAAAGCGAACUGAAAGAAGCCAUCAACCUUGUUGAUAAUGAAGCCGAUGUGGUCUUAGCGUUUCAUGCCGAGUUGCCAGUCUUAAAAGAGAUAUCCGCAUCAGCGGAUUCCUCACCAAAGUGCUAUUCUACAUUUCUCACCACCCGACCCCAUGCAAUGGAGGUGAAUGCAAUCAAACUUAUCAGCCAGUUGGCCAUUCAAAAUGUUAGACAUCGUUUCCAUAUAUUGAAUUUAAGCAGUGCAAUGUGUUUACCACUUUUAAAGGACGCCCAACAAAAGGGGGCACAACUAACGACAGAAACGUGUCCGCACUAUCUUAGUCUAAGUGCUGAAGAGAUUCCCGAAUGUGGAACAGAAUAUAAGACCUGGCCACCCAUAAGAGAGAAGGCCAAUCAAGCUGCCCUUUGGCAGGAACUGAGAACAAACGGAAAGGGGGCAGAAGCAGAAGCAGAGGCAGGAGUCAUUUCAAUUAUUUCCAGUGAUCAUUCACCAGCUACGCCAGGUGCCCGUUGCCUAACCUAUGGCAAGGGUAGAGGAAAUUUCCUUCAAGCUUGGCCAGGCAUUAAUUCCCUUCAAUUGAGUUUGCCUGUCACAUGGACCGGAAGUAACGAACGAGAAAAAUGCCUCACUUUGGCCGAUAUACACAGACUUAUGUGUCUAGAGCCAGCUCAAUUGUGUGGCCUUUCGUCGUUCAAAGGACGCAUAUCCGAAGGCUAUGAUGCGGACUUUUGCAUUUGGAAUCCCGACGAAGAGUUCACAGUGGCUGCCGAAGAUUUGUUGGCCUCGAACAAGGCCACACCCUAUAAUAAGAGACGCCUAAAAGGCGUCGUACAUGCCACCGUAGUGCGUGGCCUACAUGUCUAUCAGCAAUACGAAGGUUUUGGUCAGCCCCUGGGUAAAGUUCUACUACGAAAAAGUCGCAACAAGGUGGUCAAGUUUGUCAGAAUGUGAGAAAUUCUCCACACAAAAUUCAUAUUUUUUAAGGGGAGCAAGCCGGGCGUGGGGUUAGCACAAAAACUUUGUUAAUUAAAUUCAUCAAGCUGGGCUAUGUCUGUUUUUUUGAUUUCGUUUUUUUGGCUUACAGCGAAUGAAAAUGCUUUUUCAUUCGCAUAUUUAAUGCUAAAAAUACACUAGAUAAUAUUUGCUUGCAGUUUUUAGAAUUUCCAAUUAAAAUAAAAAUAUGGUCGAAGCUCUUUUUUUUAUGAA